Talpa occidentalis (Iberian mole) is the source of this 948-nucleotide messenger RNA. RefSeq names its product olfactory receptor 2A12-like. Gene Ontology annotation, biological process: G protein-coupled receptor signaling pathway. The record is from RefSeq and is a predicted model, not a curated record. NCBI's taxonomy places the organism in Eukaryota, Metazoa, Chordata, Mammalia, Eulipotyphla, Talpidae. The transcript has a single exon. The coding region runs from base 1 to 948 and encodes 315 amino acids. Gene Ontology annotation, cellular component: membrane. Gene Ontology annotation, molecular function: olfactory receptor activity; G protein-coupled receptor activity.
AUGCAGAACUUCCUCUGGGGAAAUUGUAGCUCUAUUACUGAAUUUAUUCUCCUAGGAUUCUCUCACAAUGCAAAGAUAAAUCUUAUUCUUUUCAUUGUUUUCCUCUUCCUUUACCUUAUCACCCUCCUGGGUAAUGGGCUUAUUAUCACUUUAAUACGCAUGGACUCUCGCCUCCACACACCCAUGUACUUUUUCCUCAAUGUCCUAUCCAUUCUGGAUAUGGGCUAUGUUACCACCACAGUACCCCAGAUGUUGGUACAUCUAGUUUGCAAAAAGAAGAGCAUCUCAUAUACGAGAUGUGUGGCCCAGAUGUACAUCUUCCUGAUGCUAGGCAUCACUGAGUCUUGGCUUUUUGCAGUCAUGGCUUAUGACAGGUAUGUGGCCAUUUGCCAUCCUUUGAGGUAUAAAGUCAUCAUGAGUCCUUUGCUGUGUGUGUCAAUGGUAGCCUUCUGUGGAUUCUGGGGUAUUAGCUGUGCCCUGAUAUAUACUGUCUCUGCUAUGAUUCUUCCCUAUUGUGGCCCCAAUGAGAUCAAUCAUUUCUUCUGUGAAGUACCUGCAGUCCUGAAGUUGGCCUGUGCAGACACAUCUCUCAACGACCAGGUGGACUUCAUCUUGGGUUUCAUUCUUCUCAUAGUCCCACUCUCCCUUAUCAUCAUUGUCUACAUCAAUAUCUUUGCUGCCAUCUUGAAGAUUCGUUCAGCCCAAGGGCGAAUCAAGGCCUUUUCUACCUGUGCUUCUCAUAUCACUGUAGUUACUAUGUUCUCUAUUCCAUGUAUGGUUAUGUACAUGAGACCUGGUGCUGAGGCCUCCCCAGAAGAGGACAAGAAGUUGGCUCUGUUCUAUAAUGUCAUCUCUGCCUUCCUCAACCCCAUCAUCUAUAGCCUUCGGAACAAAGAUGUGAAGAGGGCUUUCCUCAAAGUGACAGGUUGGGGGAAAGCACCAGAAUGA